AAUGACAGUUGGAGCUGUCAAGGUUAGGGAAUUUUGUGUGGUUAUGAAUUAUGUCAUUCAAAAUAUUUUUACAAUAAUAUGCCUGAUUUUGUAAGAAAUUCCCGGAUCUUUUGUGAGUGGUAAACACUUGAGCGGCUUCGUACGAUCGCGAUGACAUUAGCCACAAUAAUGUAACGCGGAAAAAUGGAAUCGAGUGAAGAGUCAGGUUUGAGCACUCAGGAGGCCCUCCGAAGACUCCACAGUGAGAUCGAGGCGGUUUUGCAACAGUUGAAGCAGUCCCAGAAGGCCAGAAAAUCCAAGUCCUGGAUCAAAGACACAUUCCACCACUCCAGCCAACACACCACGAUCAAUUGGGUGUCUGCGAGUUUUCAGUUGUGGGCAGUGGCCAGUCUCUUCUUUGCUUUUAUCAUUGAACAAAAUUUUAUCUUACUUAUUGAAAGUAUCACAAUUUUAUUUUUUCUUCUAAUUAAUGUGACUUUGGAACUGUAUGAUAACAAAUUAAGGCAUGAGGAGGUCCCAAGUCGGGUGCAAGCGCUUCUUGAUACAAUUAAAAAGGUCUCAGAAGUGCGUUGGGAGAAGGAGAAUUACCCAAACUUGUGUUCACCGUUUUCGCCUUGUAUUACUCUACAAUUGACCUACAGGGAUAACAAACUAGUCAAUCUACCCUGGGCACUGUUAGUCAAAGAUGACCUAAUUGUGAUAAGGCCGGGACAAGUGAGUCCGGGUUAUUGCGAAGCGGUUGAUAAAACUUCCGAAUUUCCUCUACUCCACGCUAAAGAAGUAUAUGCACCGUCUUUACAAAGUGCCAACGAGAUUUUCAGUGCCCCAAAAAUACGAAAACCGCUAGAAAAUAAAAAAUACAGACUUCUGGAAACCCCAUAUUUAAACAAUUUAAGAAUUUAUUUAGAACAGUCACUGGACAGGCCUUGCACACUUCUCAAUAAACAGAGGCAUUUAGUGAUGAUCAAAAUCAUAGAGCGUUUUUUGCUCCCAAUUUGUUUUUUGGUCGUGUGCGUUGUGAAUUUGUUCCGAUUUUUGUUUCCUUUGGGCCCCAAUCGCCCCUCUGUGAUGUUCCUAAUCGUCCCAAUUUCAGCAAUUUUACCUUUGCUUCCGUUAAUUUUCCCUGUGGCGUGGAAUUUAUUGAAUUAUUUCGGAUUGGCUCGAUUUCGCUGCAUUUUGGAUAUCUCGAAAAAAAUUGAAGCUUACAAAGAUAACCCCCUUGAAGAAGACACUGAAACUUCAACCAUUGAUCACCAAGAGUUGAAAUGUCGUCGACGGGAACUUUGGAAAAAUUUUGUUUCCAUUAUUAAAGGACAACCGGAUCUGUUAGUACAUUCCGCCAAUAUUUUGCACGUCUUGGGGUCCGUCACUGCUCUUGGUUGUGUCGAUAAGAAAGGAAUCCUCUCAUGGCCCAACCCCACAGCUGAAAAAAUCUUUUUCCUUCACAAUAACGAAAACGUUUCCCCUUCAUCAAGUCUUGGAAACGUGGGGGACUUGGCCCCAGACGGUGACAGCGUCGGAGGGACCCCUCAUCACUACUUCGAAAGUCCAAACACCACAGUUGGUGAAGUUUUAGACUUAACACACAAUCACAGUGACCCUUUUAAACUGCAUUUUGAUGAUCAUGAGUGGCACCAAUACUUAACUUCUCUAAAACCACUAGGACUAGCAAUUUUGCUAAACACUUGCAAUGUUGAAACACAGGAGCACUACGCUGCUUUUUGUAGUCACAUCACCUGUGAGGCCAUUUACAACGAAAACUUAGUCCCAGUGAGCAAUCGACGCUGUCUUUGCGAGUUAGCCAAAGAAAUUGGGUUUGUGGAUCAAGCCCAGAAAAUUUUCGCACUAGAACAACAACUUUCCACUUUCCGACACUUGCAACCGGAAAUGGUUCGUAGAGAUAAUAAAUAUGCCCGGACUUUGCAACUUUCGACAAAACUCAAAUUUCCAUUCCCUCACAUGUUUGCUGUUGUCGUCAAAGAGUUGAGUAGUGGGUCUAUGCAGUUGUUAUCUGAAGGAACAGCUGAUAUAAUUUUGGAUUCGUGUGUGGAUUAUUGGGACGGACAUGAUUUGUGCCCCUUGACUCCUUCUGAUCGUAAAAAAAUCCUGGAUUUUUAUCAAAGGAGCAGUCUCACGGCGUAUUGUACGGCUUUCGCCUACCGGCCCUUAAAUAAAUGUGUUAGCAGUAAACUGGGAGGAGUUUAUUUGGAAUUACCGAGUGAUAGUAGACACCUGUAUAUGAAUUACAGGAGUCCCACGCCGGUCCAUUGGGACUGUAAGAGUGUCCUUGAGCCCAAGAUCAAGACACCUUUAGGGCAAUUUUUUAGCACUGACUCUCUUUUGUACAAUGAUUGUCCGUCGGUUGACGUUUCUGAUGCCGAAAGUUGCUUCCAAAUGCAGUGUAAUCAGGUUUUCAUCGGAAUGGUCACUAUGCAAUACCAAGCAUUGACCGACAUGGUUCAGCUAAUCGAACAGUUGGAACGUGCCUGCAUUCGAUUCGUUCAUUUCAGUAAGGAAAAUGAACUCCGCUCGCGCGUUUUCAGCGAAAAAAUGGGGCUAGAAAGCGGCUGGAAUUGCCACAUUUCGCUUUUAAGCGAACGUAACAGACGUGACAGUGGACAAGCGGAAACCGUUAGUACCAAUCCUCGGAAAGAAAGACAGAGACGGUUAUCGCAAAGUGCUCGCAAGCUAACUCCGCAUAAUGACGAAAAGUCUUGUUUACUCUCUGAUAGCAAUUUGGAAUCAUCCCGAACAAUGAGUUUCUCGGCCCCCAGUGCCAUAAACAUGGAGCAUUCGGUUGUAAAGUUUGACACAGAACAAGAAUGCCUCAAUAAAAAUUCAAGUGACCAAAGUGGAGUAUACUCCACAAAAAUGGCAAGUCGUGACAGUGUCCAAAUCCACAACGAAAUCAACACUUCGCACGAUUGGCAAUCUUUGAGUUGUCUCACCGACAGUACCGAGCAGAGCGCCCCCAUUAACUUCGACAUGAGCAACCGGGCUAAAUUACCCCGUGGCAUUGAUAAAAUUCGCCCCCAUAUCGAGCUUAUCGAUAAUGUCCCUUUGCUAGUUUCCCUCUUUACCGACUGUACCCCCAGUGCGACCCGCGAAAUGCUCAAUAUCAUGCAAGACUACGGCGAAAUCGUAUGCAUAAUGGGCUCCUCGGCCAACUGCGAAAACGCUGGGAUUUUCAUGCAGGCCGAUGCGAGUAUCGCUGUAGACCCCCUAUUUCCGCAAAUGUGUCAAAAAGUCCCAGUUUAUCAGAAACCAAAGACGGGAGUUUCGCCACUAGAUUUGUCGCGAGACUUGAACUCUAUCGCCUGUUCCCUGUGUCUUAAACGCGAGGAUCCGAUCUCGUUUUAUCAUCUAGUCAUGGAAGCGCGCCAUUUUGUCACCAUCCUCUGGAGUGCGGUUCAGUUCUGGGUGUCUUGUUGCGUCAUCUUGAGUGUCAUGCAGUUGGUUUCGGUAUUGGUGAUGUUGCCUCCAGUUUUGACCACGGGACAAAUCUUGUGGUUGACUUGUUUGGUUGUUCCAAUGUUGAGCGUGUCUCUGAUGGGGCUUCCGGUCGAUCCGGAAGUCAUGAAGAAGCCACAAGGGAAGAACCAAGUGGGGGUCAAUCUUGGUAUUUCGAUGUUUAUUCUGUGGUGUUACGGAUUGAAGUUUUUUCCGACUGUUGUUGUUGUUAUUGUGACGUUUGUAGGCAUUUUGGCUGAGCAUUGUGUAGAGAUUUGUGGCAUACGAAAUUGCACCUGUCAAGCUUUUUAUUUAUCGACUGAGUUCAUAUGGGAAGAAGAAUCCUGGACGAUUUCAACGGCAAGACUUAUUACUGUGUUCAUUGUUUUACUGCAUUUUGUUGUUAUUUCGAUAGGUUUUGUUUUUAGAGAUUAUUUAAUUUAUAAAAGACCACCAAUCAAGAAUCUUUACUGGAUAAUAACUUGCUUUAUUUUGGUAUUGCUUCAAAGUAUUUAUACGAUUUUAAGUUUUUAUAAUAUAAAAAAUAAUACCGAUAGUAGUAUCCAACUGCAAAUACCACUUUGGGUGAUAAUUUUUGCAGCAAUAUCUCCGUUUUUAGUGUUUUUUAUCAAUGAACUAAUUAAACAGCAGGAAAUAAUGGUAAAUAAACGAUUCAGGAAGAGAGCCCGAUUAGACUUUGGAACAAAAUUAGGAAUGAAUUCUCCAUUUUAACGAUACGAACUGAACACUAUAUUUUUAUAUAAUUGGUAUAAACGAAACCAGUUUACUGAUUUCAUUUGAUAAGACUGGAAUGUUGUUUAUAUAUAAAAUAAAAGUGUUGAUUUUAA
Molecule: messenger RNA, 4298 nt
Organism: Tribolium madens (black flour beetle)
Lineage: Eukaryota; Metazoa; Arthropoda; Insecta; Coleoptera; Tenebrionidae
Product: transmembrane protein 94
Exons: 13
Coding region: 184-4182 (1332 amino acids)
Molecular function (GO): nucleotide binding
Source: RefSeq, a predicted model, not a curated record